AUGUCCCUAAGGCGAAGGAAUUGUACGAACAAUUCAAGGCAACCUCUUCAACCACGACUACUCGAUCUACGGAAGACCACCACAACGACUAAAAAACUUACAACGACAACUCCGCCUAAUACAACUAUUCGGCCUACUACAACUGUCGCCACGACUUGUUCCGACAUCAAAUUCUACGACCACUGCACCCACCUCAACGGCCAAUUCGUCUAUUGCAACUACUCCGCCUACUACAACUGUAGCAACGACUUUUCCAGCAGCUACAACUAUUAUGACUACAGCAGUAACUAUUCCGGCUGUCCUGGAUUCUACCACUGCACCGAUAACUACAAAGAAUACCACAACUGCCGCCACGACUUUCUCAAAAAUCACGACUUCAGCGACUGCACCGACGACUACUUCAACUGUCGCGACAACAGCUCCGAAAACUACAGCUUCUGCAACUGUAGUGAGGACCACUGCUACGACUGUCGCGUCUACAGCUACGACAGCUAG
Molecule: messenger RNA, 495 nt
Organism: Cooperia oncophora
Lineage: Eukaryota; Metazoa; Nematoda; Chromadorea; Rhabditida; Trichostrongylidae
Source: the annotation of a GenBank genome assembly